This is a messenger RNA of Bacidia gigantensis, 951 nucleotides long. RefSeq lists its product as uncharacterized. The transcript is spliced from 2 exons. The record is from RefSeq and is a predicted model, not a curated record. NCBI's taxonomy places the organism in Eukaryota, Fungi, Ascomycota, Lecanoromycetes, Lecanorales, Ramalinaceae. The coding region runs from base 1 to 951 and encodes 316 amino acids.
AUGUUCAAGCUCGUCCAAAGUCUACAUUUCUUAUUAAUUACACCUCUCCUUUUUUUCGCGGUCUAUGCAAUCCCUCCUAUCGAGACCGCGGGAUCGGGCGUCUCCGAUCCAAGACAGAUCAUCCCAAGAGCUUUCAAGAUAGCCUUCGAGCCUCGCGAGGGCCAACGACUUGAUGUUCUCAACACAUACGUGAAUUGCUGGCUGGGAUGUGGCACUUAUAUAGAUGUCACGCCAAUAGCAGGGAAAGAAGGCGCUUUGACGACGAAGGUUGCGCUUUGGGGUAUUUAUGCUUGUGCGAAAAGUAUCCGCGAUGCUGCUGGUCCGCAGGGAGAGACCAUGCCACGUGGGUCGUGCCUCCUCCAGCUACCAGCUCGAAAUGACAUUGGGAACAUUACCUACGCGGCAGAUGAACAUUUCACCACUGGGAGUGAAAACGUCGUUAGCACUGUCGCUCAAAGGUCCACCAAGGCGGAUCUGCGUAGUGCCCCAGGGAACAUCGCGCGCGAUAGUGGUUCUGACGAGACCCACCUGACUCCUAAUCCAAUAGUCGGCUACGCAUGUCAUAGUGCGAACGAAUGCCGUUUAGAGUUCCUCAACCGCAAAUUGGUGAAGACUACACUCAACAACGUCGGCGACGACCUGGACAAGUUGAAGGUGAUCUUCACGCUGUAUGAAGCAUCGCUCGUGCUGGCCGCGCAGAAUCCUCGACCCGCGGACCCGCUUUCCCAAUAUUGGAGCUUUACAUACACCAGCAUCGACGAAGGGUUGACCGUAAAGUUCACUGCUCUCAGAGAUGGCAUCAAAUGGAGCCGGGCGGUCCAAGGGUUCUAUGAGAUGGUGCAGUCGUAUAAGGCGCAGUUCGGUGACCAAGGAAAUUGGAAGGAAGCAGACUUUGUUAUCAAUGUCAGUGACUCACCGAUGAUUGGCGGCAAGUUGAGAAAGGCAAAGUGA